AUGAAGAAUCUCGCGCUAAUAUUCGCAUUUAUUACCGUAACUUUUGCUUCUGCAACAUCUCGGCUAUCAAGUAGAGAUGCCGUCACGAACUUUCCGAACGUUAACGAAAAUUAUAAGGGAUUUUCUCUAUUGGCAAACACUAGUGCCUGCGCCGAUUCAACAUAUGUUCCAUGUCCAAAUGUCAAUGGAUGUUGUCCUCCAGACGUGACAUGUUUAUCUGACGGCUGCAACAUUCCAUGCACGGCUCAAGAGAUUCAAAAUAACCCCUGUGGUAAUGGUUGCUGUCCCCUUGACCAAGUUUGCACACCUGAUUUUUAUUGUGCUCCUGGUGGUGGCGGCAGCGUCGUUAGCUGCGGUCCAAACGAAGUUCCGUGUCCACUUGGCAAUGAAUGUUGCCCUCCCCCUAUUUGCAAUAACAGUACCGAAGUUCCAUGUCCAGAUGGCAAUGGAUGUUGCCCCAUUCCUCCUCCCCCCCCAACUUGCACUAACAUUGGCGAAGUUCCAUGUCCAGAUGGCAAUGGAUGUUGCUGCAUCGAUCCAACCUAUGUUCAGUGUGCAGAUGGCUAUGGAUGUUGCCCUCCUCCUCCUACAUCCCCUACUUGCGAUAGCAGCACCGAAGUUCCAUGUCCAGAUGGCAAUGGAUGUUGCUGCAGCGAUCCAACCUAUGCUCCCUGUCCAGAUGGCAAUGGAUGUUGUCCUCCUCCUCCUACUUCCCCUACUUGCGAUAACAGUACCGAAGUUCCAUGUCCAGAUGGUAAUGGAUGCUGUUGCAGCGAUCCAACCUAUGCUCCAUGUCCAGAUGGCAAUGGAUGUUGUCCUCCGUCAAAUCCUCCGCCGUCAAAUCCUCCACCGUCAAAUCCUCCACCGUCAAAUCCUCCACCGUCAAAUCCUCCACCGUCAAAUCCUCCACCGUCAAAUCCUCCACCGUCAAAUCCUCCACCGUCAAAUCCUCCACCGUCAAAUCCUCCACCGUCAAAUCCUCCACCGUCAAAUCCUCCACCGUCAAAUCCUCCACCGUCAAAUCCUCCACC
Paraglomus brasilianum is the source of this 1031-nucleotide messenger RNA. The record is from the annotation of a GenBank genome assembly. Lineage: Eukaryota; Fungi; Glomeromycota; Glomeromycetes; Paraglomerales; Paraglomeraceae.